UCUAGUUACACAUUUCAUGUAAAAUGGCUUUACGUGUGACAUGUGACUGUAGAAAAGAAAAUUUGUAGGUUAGGUUAUGUGCGAGGAACUGUAUUUACGGUAUUUAAUUAAAUCUUUAAUUUUAUCUAAAUCAUAAGUCUUCGUUAAAUCUAUCGCUGUUCUGUCGAAUAAAGUGAAAUGGAUGAACAGACUGAGCGUAAAAAAGUUAAGCAUAAUAGAAAUACCAAUGAAUACAAAGCAAAAAAACCGAAAGUGUUGUACAAUCGAAAAUUCAGGAAACCUUUAAGGAAGAAACGGAAAAAUGAAUACGAUCCUGAUGAAGAAGCUAGAUUAGAAAAAAUAGUUUUUGGUGAUACGAGUGAUAUAGUACAUAAUUUAUUAAAUGAUAAAUCUGAAACGAAGAUAAAUGAUGAAUCCGUUGAUGUAAUUGAGGAAAUUGUAGACAAGAAUGAUGAGAAGGAUAAGGAGGAUAGUAAGGAUAGUGAGGAUGAAUCGGAUCAUGAUACAUCAAUUUUGAGUAGUAGUGAUGAUUCAAAAUCAAAGAAAAAGAAAGCAGCAUGGAUAGACGAAGAUGAUUAUAAUUACACUGUGGAUUCAGCUUUGAUUGCACAAAAUCGCACAUUGCCAUGUGAAAGACCAGAAAAGUUAUAUACAACAUAUUUAGAGAACAGAUACAAAUUGUUUGUGGGUACUCCAAAAUGGGCUAAACUUGAAAAAAAUGAAGCUGAUGUUGACGAUUUAGACAGUGACAUCUUGAAGCAUAGUUGCCACUUAGAAGCACCAAAAGUGAAGAAUCUACCAAAAAAUAUUAUCGACAUCAAAGCGCUCAAAGCUUUAAAUAAGAGCACUCACACAGAAGGCCCUAUUAUUACUAGUGUGGAAUUUCAUCCAUCAUCCACUGUAGCUCUGGUUGCUGGUUCAUCAGGUAUCCUGUCCCUAUUCCAGGUGGAUGGUCAUACGAAUGAUAAAUUGCACAGUAUGCAAUUUAAGAAAUAUCCAAUUAGCAAAGCGACAUUCAUGAAAGAGGGGACAGAAAUUUUGCUUGGCUCUCAAUAUUAUCCAUAUUGCCAUACAUACGAUUUGAUGAAUGGCAAGACAUAUAAAUUACCUUUGCCAAACAAUAUUACAAAUAUGAAGCAUUACGAAGUAUCUCCUGAUGGCAAGUUAAUAGCAUUGUGUGGAAGAUUCGGCGAGAUAUAUUUGUUACACAGCUCUACUAAGGAACUCGUCAGUAUACUUAAAAUGAAUUCGAAAUGCAGAGUACUAGCGUUCACGCCAGAUAGUAAAAUGCUUAUUACGCAUGGUGACGGCAGUGAGAUGUAUAUAUGGGAUUUGAAUACUCGCACGUGCGUCAAUCGUGCCGUAGACGACGGAUGCUUGUCUUGCACAUCACUCGCAAUGUCUCCGAGCGGCCAAUUUAUAGCUACCGGUAGCGCACAAGGUGUAGUCAAUCUAUAUGACACGAAAAGUGUGUUGAAAGAUCAAAGCCCAAUGCCUUUAAAGAUAGUGAUGAAUCUCGUGACCAGUGUCACGAACUUGAAAUUUAAUCCAACUUCUGAGAUAUUGAGCGCGGCGUCGGUUGACAAACACAAUGCAUUUAAGAUGUUGCAUCUGCCGUCAUUUACCGUAUUCUCAAACUUUCCGACACUUCAAACCAUUAUAGGUCUGCCACAAACGAUUGACUUUUCCCCUGGCAGUGGUUAUCUCAGCAUUUCAAAUAGAACAGGUUCCGCUUUGCUGUACAGAUUGCGGCAUUAUGGAAAUUAUUAAUUGUAUUCAUAAAAUAACUUUUUUAAAAAUAAUAAAUCAUUGUUUUUUAUUGUUAACCUUUAA
Messenger RNA from Solenopsis invicta (red fire ant), 1833 nucleotides. RefSeq names its product U3 small nucleolar RNA-associated protein 18 homolog (gene wcd). Gene Ontology annotation, cellular component: Pwp2p-containing subcomplex of 90S preribosome; small-subunit processome. Gene Ontology annotation, molecular function: protein binding. Bases 178 to 1770 code for a protein of 530 amino acids. The record is from RefSeq and is a predicted model, not a curated record. Lineage: Eukaryota; Metazoa; Arthropoda; Insecta; Hymenoptera; Formicidae. The transcript has 7 exons. Gene Ontology annotation, biological process: rRNA processing.